UACAUAUUCUAUAUAUAAACCCCUUUAAGAAUUCUCAUUCUCUUCAGCAACAAAAAUAUUUCAUGUUGCAAAACAUAAACUACUAAACUAGCUACCUUAAGAAAAAUGCAUGAUCAAGUAAAAUCUUUGUUAAAUUAUGCGCAAAGUAACCAAGUAGCCAUGACAACUUUGUUGUUCAUAGCACCCAUGUUGUUACUAUAUAUAAUCUCAACAUUAAGGCGAAAACCUUAUCCACCGGGCCCAAAAGGCCUUCCUUUUAUAGGAAACAUGAUGAUCAUGGACCAACUAACCCACCGUGGUUUAGCCAAGUUGGCCCAACGUUACGGUGGGCUUUUCCACCUCAAAAUGGGCUUUGUUCAUAUGAUGGUGGUGUCCAGCCCGGAUGAGGCCCGUCAAGUACUCCAAGUUCAAGACAACAUUUUCUCAAAUCGUCCUGCCACCGUGGCAAUUAGCUACCUUACGUACGACCGUGCUGACAUGGCUUUCGCUCAUUACGGCCCUUUUUGGCGUCAGAUGCGCAAGCUAUGUGUCAUGCGCUUAUUUAGUCGUAAACGGGCCGAGUCGUGGCAAUCUGUUCGAGACGAGGUCGAUUACAUAGUUCGAAUCCUAUCCGAAAAAGCACGCUCACCCGUUAACGUGGGUGAGCAUGUUUUUAAUCUUACUAAGAAUGUCAUAUAUCGGGCCGCUUUCGGGUCAUCAUCAUCCGAAGGUCAGGAUGAGUUUAUUGCUAUACUUCAAGAGUUUUCUAAGCUAUUUGGGGCUUUUAAUAUUGCGGAUUUUAUCCCUUUUCUUACUUGGGCUGACCCGAAUGGGCUUAAUAAUCGCCUUGCUAAGGCCCGAAGUUCAUUGGAUGGGUUUAUUGAUCGGAUUAUAGAUGAUCAUAUAAACAAAAGGAAGGCUGUUAAUGGACAUGAUGUGAAACAAGAAGAUAAAGUUGAAAAUGAUAUGGUGGAUGAUUUGUUGAACUUUUACAGUGAGGAAACUAAGGUUAAUGAGUCAGAAGAUCUGCAGAAUGCGAUUAAGCUUACGAGGAAUAACAUCAAAGCCAUUAUCAUGGAUGUAAUGUUUGGUGGAACAGAGACAGUAGCAUCAGCAAUAGAAUGGGCAAUGACAGAGUUAAUGCGAAACCCAGAGGAAAUGAAACGAGUCCAACAAGAACUUGCUGAUGUUAUUGGCUUGGAUCAACGAGUUAAAGAAUCAGAUCUUGACAAACUACCAUUCUUCCGAUGUUGCAUAAAAGAAACCCUACGUCUACACCCACCAAUACCUCUCUUACUCCACGAGACUGCUGAAGAUGCUGUCAUUGGAGGUUAUUCCAUCCCAAAACAAUCUCGAAUUAUGAUCAAUGCAUGGGCUAUUGGUCGCGAUCCAAAUUCAUGGGAUGACGCUCAGGUGUUCAAGCCAGGAAGGUUUCUUAAAGAGGGUGUGCCUGAUUUUAAAGGUGGCAAUUUUGAGUUUAUACCAUUUGGGUCAGGUAGAAGAUCUUGCCCUGGUAUGGUACUUGGGCUAUAUGCGCUUGAAAUGUGCGUAGCAAACUUACUACAUUCGUUUACGUGGGAACUACCAGAUGGAAUGAAGCCUAGUGAAUUAAGUACUGACGAUAUUUUUGGACUUACGGCUCCUAGAGCUACUCGACUCGUCGCAGUGCCGAGUCCUCGUCUGUUGUGCCCACUCAACUGAUUGAUGAAAAUGCUUCAUUGUGAUGAUUAAGGAUUGCACUAAACAAGGUGGUGAUUUGAAAAUCUUGUCUUUUGUAAUGCAAAUAAGCAUAAUUAAUAUUCUCUUCAAGAAUAUUGUUUUUUUAUAGUGUAUUUAGCUAUUUUUGCCUGCAAGAGUUGGAUAAUGAAUCACAUCAUGGGAAAAGGGAAAAUUUAAACAAAGACAUUCUAAUUGUUGAUAAACUUGUAAUAUUUACUCAAAUUUGUGAUAUGUGAUGUGAAGAUUGAUUCUAAGUUUUA
Beta vulgaris subsp. vulgaris (sugar beet) is the source of this 1958-nucleotide messenger RNA. Its product is annotated as cytochrome P450 84A1. Gene Ontology annotation, biological process: lignin biosynthetic process. NCBI's taxonomy places the organism in Eukaryota, Viridiplantae, Streptophyta, Magnoliopsida, Caryophyllales, Amaranthaceae. The transcript has 2 exons. The record is from RefSeq and is a predicted model, not a curated record. Gene Ontology annotation, molecular function: monooxygenase activity; oxidoreductase activity, acting on paired donors, with incorporation or reduction of molecular oxygen; heme binding. Bases 106 to 1680 code for a protein of 524 amino acids.